Messenger RNA from Microthlaspi erraticum, 1218 nucleotides. NCBI's taxonomy places the organism in Eukaryota, Viridiplantae, Streptophyta, Magnoliopsida, Brassicales, Brassicaceae. The record is from the annotation of a GenBank genome assembly.
AUGGGAAAGAGUCUUCUCCUCUGCCUCUUUUUGUUUUCCGCGUAUAGUUACGUCUCGGCUCAUUAUGAUCAACACCAAACCCUAGUAUCAACGGUCACCAAGAACACCAUCUUGCCACUAUUCACACUAACACUCAACACAGACGAGGAGUAUUUCAUCCACAUAGGCGGACCCUUCAUAACCCGCAAAUGCAAUGACGGUCUCUCUCGCCCCAUCAUCCCCUGCGGCUCCGCCACGUGUGCUCUCACUCGUAGAUUCAACCCUCACCAAUGCCCUCCUACCCAAAACACAAUCAUCAAUGGAAGAUGUGCUUGCCAAGCCACCGCCUUUGAGCCAUUCCAAAGUCUAUGCAGCUCCAACCAAUUCACCUAUGGAGAUUUUGCCAUCUCUUCCCUAAACCCUAGAUCUCCCUCGGUCACAUUCAAUAACGUGAAUUACCUGUGCAUCCCCAAGCCGUUCCUCCCCGGCUUUCCUCCCGGGGUUUUCGGCCUUUUCGGGCUUUCACCCACGGCUCUCGCCGGAUGGAACCAGCUGACUCCACCUAGACUCGGGCUUGAGAAGAAGUUUGCCUUGUGUUUGCCUUCUGAUGAAAACCCUACGAACAAAGGUGUUAUUUUCUUUGGUGGAGGUCCGUACAAGCUCAAAAACAAAGAUGCAAGAUCCAUGCUCUCUUACACUCAACUAAUCAAGAACCCUAGAAAACUCAACGAUUAUUUCUUGGGGCUCAAGGGUAUUUCCGUCAACGGGGAAACGAUCUUGCUUGCCCCAAACGCUUUUGAUUUCGACGGCAAGGGUGACGGAGGCGUGACUCUGAGCACAGUAACUCCUUUCACCACCUUACGAAGCGAUAUAUACAAAGUCUUUAUCGAAGCAUUUUCGAAGGCAACGUCGGAUGUUCCACGUGUCAAUAGCACAGCACCUUUGGAGUUUUGUCUUAAGUCAACGCAACAUUUCCAAGUGCCUCGGAUCGAUCUGGAGUUGGCUGACGGGAAGAUUUGGAAAGUGUUUGCCGCAAACUCCAUGAGGAAGGUCAGUGAUGACGUGGCUUGCUUGGCGUUCCUCAACGGAGGAGAUGCGGCGGAGCAGGCGGUGGUGAUCGGGAUGCAUCAGAUGGAAAAUACUUUGUUGGAGUUUGACGUUGGAAGAUCUGCUUUUGGAUUUAGUUGUUCUCUUGGUUUGGUCAACGCUUCAUGCGGUGACUUUCAAACACGACCGUGA